UCAUCAUCACAGAUUUGCUCUCGAUUUAAUUGCUCAACCAGACCUGACAAUAACCCACUACUUGUAUUCCUCUUCUUUCUCUGCAACAUUACAUCACAUACAAAGUCUUCCAUUGUGUAAGGCUUUGCAACGCCAAGUGGUGAAUAUCGGCAGCACUACAAGAAAGAUGACAACUGAGAUAACAGAUGUUAAGGAUGCAAGAACGUGGAGUAGUAAUAUAGAGAAAAUCUUUAUUGACAUCAUGCUAAAUGAAGUUAAUAAAGGUAACAUGGAUAGUGGUACAUUUAGUACCAAAACAUGGAGAAGAAUCUUACUUGAGGUCAAUUGUCAAGGGAAAAGAAAUUUCAAAUUGAAGCAUCUUAAAAAAAAGUUUAAUAGACUACGUGCAAUGCACCGUGAGUUCUCUGAUCUUUUAAAGCAUACUGGAUUUGGUUGGGAUGUUGAAACAAACAUGGUGAAUGCUCUAGAGGAAACCUGGCAAAAUUACAUUCAAGCACACCCAAAUGCAAAAAGAUUCCGCUCAAAAGGAUGCCCAAACUACAACUUGUUAGGAUUGAUCUUUAAUCCGUCAACAGCAACUAGUGCCCUCCACUACUCUUGCACCCAAGAUCCACCAAAUAAUGAUGAUGAAGAUGAGAUGGAUGACAAUUUGGAACAUGGUGGAGUACAUGUGGAUGUAGAUACUAAGAUCCCUAAUAAUCCUCUACGACCAGAGAUGGUAGGAGGAGUGACCACCCAUUCUAGAAAGCAUGCAACUAAUUCUCCAUUAAAGCGUAGAGGUAAGAAAGAGUCCAAAUUAAGUCAAAUGGAAGCUGCUUUGAAAGCUUGGGCUGAGGCAUCAAAGGCUAGAACAGAGACAUCUCAAGCUAGAACUAAAGCAUUGUUGGCUAGAACAAAGAGAUAUGAGAGUGGAACUAGUAAUGAAGUUACUAGUGUAGGUACUAAUGAUUUUAGCAUAACAAAGUGCAUGAUAGCCUUACAAACCAUUGACUUGUUGGAUAAUGACAAAUAUUUAAAAGCUAUUGAGAAAUUCACAACGCCAGAGUGGAGAGAAAUUUUUAUGAAUAUGCCUGAUGAAAGGAAAAGGGCAUGGCUUGAUAGGCUUUAAAUGUGAGUGUUUGGAUGAAUAACUAUUAUGAUGACAUGAUAAUAUGUACUAUUUCUCUUUUGGUUAGAAUCUUUUACCGUGUUCUUUAGUUUUUCAUUGUAUGGAUGUUAUUUGUGGUUAUGAAACUCAUAUUAUAUCUA
Messenger RNA from Vitis riparia (riverbank grape), 1248 nucleotides. Its product is annotated as L10-interacting MYB domain-containing protein-like. NCBI's taxonomy places the organism in Eukaryota, Viridiplantae, Streptophyta, Magnoliopsida, Vitales, Vitaceae. Bases 167 to 1108 code for a protein of 313 amino acids. The record is from RefSeq and is a predicted model, not a curated record. The transcript has 3 exons.